Effrenium voratum is the source of this 990-nucleotide messenger RNA. The record is from the annotation of a GenBank genome assembly. Lineage: Eukaryota; Dinophyceae; Suessiales; Symbiodiniaceae.
AUGGCCCGUUGGCUGGCGGUUCUGCUGGCAUGGCCGGUGCUGCGGCACCACACCUUCAACUUGGGCGCGCUGCUGCCAGCCAACCGGCCGCUCGAAAGCCCGCGCGCGGCGCGGCCGGAGCGGCGCCACACGCAUCCCAAGGUGAUCACCAAGAAGAUCAUGGCCGCCCGCUCCGCGUCGGAGGUGUUGAGGGUGGUGGAGAAAGAAAGGAGCAAUCCCAAGCUGGACUUCUUUGCUAUGGCCGCCGCGUGGGCUAGGAUGGCGAAAAUGCAGCGAAGUAUUUCGGCCGAUGUGCUCACGGACGUUUUCCUUGCAGACUUCAUUGCUAUGACAAGACGCUUUGCGAAAAGUGCGGGGGCGGAGCCGAAAAGGAACGUUCGAUUGGUGGCGAAUGCGUUUUGGGCGACGGCCAAACUUGACCAGCGAAUGUGUUCACGCUUGGCAAGUUUGCAGAGCAGCCUGGCGCAGGCAGCCAAGCAGACAGCCAAACACAUGCAGGCGCAGCAUGUUGCAAAUACGAUCUAUGCAACGGCGACGCUAUCAGAGUCCUUGGACGCUUCACUGCUAAAUGUUCUGCCGGCUUUAGCUGUUCAGGCCGAGAAAGUGAGCUCUGACAUGAAAGCGCAAGAGGUUGCCAACGUGAUUUGGGCCACGGCCAAGCUGUCGGAGGCUGGGGGGGACUCUUUGCUGUCUGUGCUGCCGACUUUGGUGGUGCGUGCAAAGGAAGUGAGCUCUGACAUGAGCGCACAAGCUGUUGCCAACGUCAUUUGGGCCGCUGCCAAGCUGUCAGAGGCAGGAGACAACUCCCUUCUGACUGUGCUGCCUACUCUGGCAGUCCAGGCCAAGGAAGUAAGGUCCAACAUGAGUGCACAAGACGUUUGCAACGUGAUUUGGGCCACGGCCAAGCUGGCAGAGGUAGGAGAUGACGCCCUGCUGGGCUUUCUGCCAUCUUUGGUGUUGCGUGCAAAUCGAUUUGCUGGCUGCCCCUAG